Messenger RNA from Anopheles marshallii, 564 nucleotides. RefSeq names its product methylosome subunit pICln (gene icln). The coding region runs from base 1 to 564 and encodes 187 amino acids. The record is from RefSeq and is a predicted model, not a curated record. The transcript has 3 exons. NCBI's taxonomy places the organism in Eukaryota, Metazoa, Arthropoda, Insecta, Diptera, Culicidae. Gene Ontology annotation, cellular component: cytosol; spliceosomal complex. Gene Ontology annotation, biological process: mRNA cis splicing, via spliceosome.
AUGGUUACCAUAGGAGAGGCAUUCACGCCGACGGAUGGGAUAAUUUACUCCGCGUCGGUUGUGAAGUUGAAGAUGGGCGAUAGUUUGAUUCCAUCCCCGGGAUCGUUGCAUUUGACGGAAAGUUCGUGCAUUUGGAGCUGCGAGGAAAGGAAUGCCAGUAUCAGCAUUCCAUGGCCCCGUGUUGGAGUACAUGCCAUUUCGUCCGUACCGGGGGAAGGUCUGUUUAUGAUGCUGGACGUAAACAUCGUCUGGCCCGGCUUUUACAGCGGACAGCCGGAGAACAAUGGUGAUGCGCAUCCGGAUGAACUGGGGGAAGAUGACGAGGGGCACGAUUCCGAAAUAUCCGAGGCGGCAAUGACAGAGAUAUGGCUGCAACCGACUAGCCGAGAGAUUUUGGAUCAAAUUUUCAGUGCCAUGCGUGAGUGUCAGAGUUUAAACCCGGGCUCGGAUGUUAGCGAGGACGAAGACUACAUGGAGGCGGAAGAGGAUGAGCUGGAGGAGGUUGGAGAUAUGCGAAACUUGCAGCUCGAUGAUGAAGAAAAAUUUGCCGACGCGGAAGAAUAA